AUCUCCAGACCCCCAGUAGAGGAUGUGGCGGCUACAGCCCAGUGAAGGCUGGGGGCGACGGGUCGGACGGUGGGUCGGGCUGGGCUGGACCGCCUGGUUCCUCCAGGAGGAUGAAGAGGCUCUGGGGCUGGCACAGAGGGACGAGCUGAGCAGGACGUAUGUAGAGGAGGCUCAACCAAACCAGACUACCAGGAGGGAGAGCAGCUAUGGAACCCCUCCUUCCAGCCCUGACACCCAGCAGGAGCCCCGCUCUUCUCAGACCAGGAGUCAGACUCCCAGUCCCAGGAUCACUACCUGGGAGGCAGGCUGGAACGUGACAAAUGCAAUCCAGGGUAUCUUCGUGCUGGGCCUGCCCUAUGCCUUGCUCCAAAGUGGCUACCUAGGGUUGGUGCUGCUCCCCCUGGCUGCAGUGGUGUGUAACUACACCGGCCAGAUCCUGGUGUCCUGUCUGUAUGAGGAGGACGAGAGCGGCCUCCCGGUCCGUGUGCGAGACUCCUAUGAGGACGUGGCCAACGCCAGCUGCCGGGGCCUGUGCCCGCUGUACCCUCGCCUGGGUGGCUGGCUGGUGAACCUGGCACAGCUGCUGGAGCUGGUCAUGACCUGCACGCUCUACCUGGUGGUGAGCACCAACCUCCUGGCCCACAGUCUGUCCUCCCUACCCUCGGCCCUGGCCCUGGCCCCAGGCACCUCCGCAGCCCUCUGCCCCCUGGUGCCUCUCCUGGUGCUGCUGCCCUGCCUGCUGCUGGCUGACCUGAGAGUGGUGUCCAAGCUCAGCAUGCUCUGCUCCUUGGCCCAGCUCCUCACCACUCUGCUGGUCAUGCUCUACUGCCUGGGUGGGGCCGGGGGCUGGGCCUGGGAGACUCUUCCUGUUUUGGUACCCUAUGAUAAGAUGCUGGUGUCGGUGGGCGUGAUUAUCUUCAGCUACACCUCCCAGAUAUUUCUGCCAACGCUGGAAGGAAACAUGGAGAACAGACAGGAGUUCUGCUCCAUGCUGGGCUGGACCCAUGGCCUGGCCUGUCUACUGAAGACCCUGUUCUCCUUGCUGGCCUUUCUUACCUGGGGGGCCAACACCCGCGAGGUCAUCACCGACAACCUGCCUUCCCCCAUGAGGACGAUGGUCAACCUCUGUCUGCUCACCAAGGCUCUGCUCUCUUACCCCCUCCCCUUCUAUGCUGCCACCGAGCUCCUAAUGGCCAGUAUAAGAGGGGGUGGGGUUAUGAGUAAGGAAGGGGAGGGGCCUCCAGGUGGGAGGUGGGUGGAGUCUGUUGGGACACUGAAUUGUGAAGACGAAGGCUCCCAGGUCAAUGGGGUUAUGGGUAGGGUUGUUGAUGAGGAAGAGGCAGGGUCUGUUACCAAUCCAGGAGGGGCGGGGUCGAUUGUGGGUGGAGUCCUAGGGAGGGUAGGGGCGGGGUUGAGGGCCCUGAGAGGCUUGGAGGUGGGCUCUGUGGCCCUGAGGGGUGGGCUCUUGCUGCUCACCUUCCUAUUGGCUCAGCUUGUACCCCAUUUCUCCCUGCUGAUGGGGUUGACAGGGAGUGUGACGGGCGCGGCCAUGAGCCUCAUCCUGCCCUGUGUGUUCCACCUGCGACUGCGCUGGGCGGCGCUGAGUGGGUGGAGCCGAAUGCUGGACCUCAUCAUCCUGACUCUUGGCACCAUCUGCAGCCUAUCUGGUUUGCUCUGCUCUCUACAUGGCCUGCUGCAGGCAGUCAGCGAUGGAUAGAGGGAGGGAUGGAGGGAUGGGAGAAUAGCAGAAUAUGGGAUACAGGGAUGGGUACAGGCAAGUAGAGCAAUGGAGGAUCGGAGGGAGAGUAGGAUGGAGAGGAAGAGAUAGAGUGUAAGGAGAGAGGGAGGGAUGACUAGAGGAAGAAAAAGAAGAUAAACAAUGAUAUUAAUCUUUUUGAUUUUCUGUACUGAAAAAAGCACAUUGUAAAAAGGAACAUUCAGUAUGAUAUAUUUUCACAUAUGUGAUUCUAUUAUCUAGUUUACUCCUCAGAUAAAUGUCUCUCGUUUAGCACCUCUUACUGUUACUGUAUUACGGCAGCACUGAUGCUUUACCUAGCUGUCUCCCCUAUGUUCUGCUUUUCUGUGUAGAAAUAAAACACUCAAGUGAUGCGAGUGACACUAUAUUUGUGUCGAACAGUUGAU
Molecule: messenger RNA, 2142 nt
Organism: Osmerus eperlanus (European smelt)
Lineage: Eukaryota; Metazoa; Chordata; Actinopteri; Osmeriformes; Osmeridae
Product: vesicular inhibitory amino acid transporter
Exons: 3
Coding region: 23-1717 (564 amino acids)
Biological process (GO): amino acid transmembrane transport
Cellular component (GO): vacuolar membrane
Molecular function (GO): L-amino acid transmembrane transporter activity
Source: RefSeq, a predicted model, not a curated record